AUGACGACGCUCAGUUGGAACUGUCGGGGUUUGAGGAGCAUCCUGACAGUUCGACGUCUAGAGGAGAUGUGUCGUGAGCAUCUUCCAGACUUCUUGUUUCUCCUAGAGACUAAAAACUCUAGUGAUCACAUAGAAGGUUUUAGGAGAUCGUUGGGUUAUGACCACAUCUUUUUGGUGAAUCCAGUGGGUCUCAGUGGAGGUUUAGCAUUGUUUUGGCGGAACUCGCAUGAAGUUGAGGUAUUAUCAUCGUUUGAUAGAAUCAUUGAUGUCAGAGUAAAGCAGCGAGACUUAGUAUAUUUCAUCUCCUUUGUAUAUGGGGACCCUAUUCGACAUAAACGACACAUAAUCUGGGAAAAUUUAAAGACUAUAGGUCUGAACAGGAAUGCUGGUUGGUGUCUUGUUGGAGACUUCAAUGAGAUGAUGAAUGCAGUGGAGAAGAUUGGUGGACCAGUGCAUGAGGAAUCAUCUUUUUAUCCUUUUCGUUCCAUGGUUCGAGAUUGUAGGGUUAAAGAAGUGCCAAGCUCAGGAGAUAAGUUAUCAUGGGCUGGGGUCAGAGAGAUAAUGACCAAUGGACUGAAGGAGAAAGUAUGGAUACAGUGUCAUUUGGACAGAGCAUUUGGUAACGCCGAAUGGUUUUGUCUCUUCCCUCGCGCACACACGUUGUAUUUGGAGAGGUUGGGGUCUGAUCACAGGCCCAUUCUGACGAGUGUUAUGGGUACAGAUACGAAGAAGUUGGGAUGCUUCGUUUAUGACAAAAGGUGGAGUAAUAAUCCAGAAGUGUUGGAGCUGGUGCGUAAAGGAUGGAACGUAGAUCAGAACCGACAAGUGGCCACAGUCUCAGAGCGCAUUGCUUCAUGUCGCAAGAUACUGGCUCAAUGGAAACGUACUGGUGCUAGUAAUUCGAAGAAGAUGAUCAUGAAGUUGCGUACUGAGCUAGAGGAAAAGGAGAAAAAAGUUUCCCCGAACUUGCAGAGGACUAUCUAUAUGAAGCUGGAGCUUGCGAAAUUAUUCCAAGAAGAAGAAGAGUAUUGGAAGCUUAAAAGCAAGAAUAAUUGGUUGCAAUCAGGGGAUAAAAACACUAAAGUCUUCCAUGGAUGGGCCAAGACUAGGAAAAUGAAAAAUAAUAUUCCGAGUCUUACAGAUUCUGUUGGGGUGGAGCAUACUUCCGAAGAAGCAAAAGGUAAUAUAACUAUACAAUAUUUCACAGAGCUCUUCACAUCAUCUAGGCCAUCUGAUGCCACUGAGCUGCUGCGAGAUUUUGCGCCAAGAAUUAUUCUAGAAGUAAAGCGCUUCUUCGUGGAAGGUGUUAUUCCUCAAGACUGGAACUUCACUCAGCUUUGCUUGUUAUCAAAGAAACCAAAUCCCUCUCUCGUGACAGACCUUCGAACUAUCAGCCUAUGCGCAGUCUCGUAUAAGAUCGGCUCCAAUAUCUUAUGUGCUCGGCUGAAAGGCAUUCUGCCCUUAUUGGUCUCGCCUACUCAAGGGGCCUUUGUGGCGGGAAGGCUGAUAUCUGAUAACUUGUUGACAGCGCAUGAGAUGCUACAUGGCUUAAAGAUUAAUCCAAACUGCAAAACAGACUACAUUGCAAUCAAAACAGACAUGUCCAAAGCGUAUGACAGAGUGGAAUGA
This is a messenger RNA of Brassica oleracea var. oleracea, 1629 nucleotides long. RefSeq lists its product as uncharacterized. Gene Ontology annotation, molecular function: catalytic activity. NCBI's taxonomy places the organism in Eukaryota, Viridiplantae, Streptophyta, Magnoliopsida, Brassicales, Brassicaceae. The transcript is spliced from 2 exons. Bases 1 to 1629 code for a protein of 542 amino acids. The record is from RefSeq and is a predicted model, not a curated record.